Molecule: messenger RNA, 4900 nt
Organism: Hemibagrus wyckioides
Lineage: Eukaryota; Metazoa; Chordata; Actinopteri; Siluriformes; Bagridae
Product: cadherin-like protein 26
Exons: 19
Coding region: 59-2590 (843 amino acids)
Biological process (GO): cell morphogenesis; calcium-dependent cell-cell adhesion; multicellular organism development
Cellular component (GO): catenin complex; adherens junction; plasma membrane
Molecular function (GO): calcium ion binding; cadherin binding
Source: RefSeq, a predicted model, not a curated record
AUAUAAGGCUUUUACACAAUACACACACACAGGAAUAGAGAAAAGGGACACAGGAGGCAUGUUCAACACCAGGAUAGCUGCUUGUGCAAGCCCCAGGAUGAGGAAGACUAUCAUUGUGCUUCUUUUCUUGGCUCUGUGGGCAGAGAGUUCACACGACCAGACAAGCCAGGAGAAAAGCAAUAAAAAGACAAAUGAGGGAGUGCUCACUCGGUCCAAGAGGAGAUGGGUGCUGUCUACUCUUGAACUUGAUGAGGAAAUUGCUGGACCAUACCCUCAAAAAUUUACAGAGUUGUACAACGAUAAGCACCUCAAUCACUCCAUUAUAUUCAAAAUCAGCGGCCAAGGUGUGACGGUAGCACCGUUAGGUGUGUUCAGCAUUAAUGAAAAAACUGGAGACAUUUUUGUGAACAAGCCCAUAGACCGAGAAUCCUACCCCAUACUCAAAGUGAAGUUUGAUGUGCUGGACCAAGAAAGUCAUACAAUUGUUGACAAAACCUUGGCUUUCGACGUGGUCAUACGAGAUAAGAACGACAAUCCGCCUACGUUCAUACCUGAGGUUUUAAACAUAAACAUUCCAGAGAACACAAAAGAAGGUAGGCUUCCUAUUUUACUGCAAGCAAGAGACAUUGAUGAGGAAAACACGGCUAAUUCGCGUGUCUCCAUGAGAAUAGUGUCUCAGGAACCAGCGCUGCCAAAAAUGUCUCUGGACUCCAUCUUGAAUGAAAAAGACGCCAUACUCACAAAACUCGUCUUUACCGGUUGCUUUGAUUAUGAUAAAGUAAAGAAAUAUAAACUGCUUGUCAAAGCAUGGGAUCAUGGAACACCAUCACUCUCAUCCACUGCGACUGUAAAUAUCCACAUCACUGACUCCAACACUCACAUACCUGUGUUCACUGCUCCAAAGUUCAACACACAAGUUAUGGAAAUGGAAACCAAUAAGGAAAUUUUAAGGAUUCCUGUGCAAGACAUGGACACUCCCAACACUCCAGGAUCUAGAGCAGUGUUCACUAUCCUGAAGGGUAAUGAAGAGGGCAACUACAAGAUUGAGACAGACCCAAUUACCAAUGAAGGAGUGCUGACCGUCAUCAAGGGAAAGGAUUAUGAGCAAACGACUUUAACUGAACUGGAAAUAGGAAUGGAGAAUGAAGAGCCGUUAUUUUUGUGUGUUGACGGAAAGCCAGUUAGUCCUAUUCCAGAGACUUUGAAAAGGAGCAACCCAGUCAAAGUUGAUGUCAAAGUCAUUGAUGUGAAUGACCCACCUGUGUUUCAUAAUAAAAUUCAUAAGGUUUACAGGAUUGAGGAAGACGAGCCAGGAGACGUGUUGUACAUUCCCACAGUCACAGAUGAGGAUUCAGACACAGCUAAGAUCAGGUAUGAGCUAGUAGAAGAUCCAGCUAAAUGGAUGUCCAUAGACCCACAGACUGGCAUUAUUACCCUGGCAAAGAAGAUGGACCGUGAGUCUCCAUAUGUCAACGAGAGCUCCUACACUGUUGUGAUACGAGCAAUAGAUAAUGCGGAACCUCCUGGCACAGGUACAGGAAUUCUGCUGGUCAAGCUGGGAGAUAAGAAUGAUAAUGCACCUUAUCUUACCUGCAACCCUUCUGUGAUAUGUGGGAAUAAAGCUGACAGAGUAAGAGUCACAGCAAAGGACGCUGAUGUUUACCCGUAUAGUGGACCAUUCACCUUCACGCUUGGCAAAGAUGAUCAGGAGCUGAAGAGCUUGUGGAAGUUUGAGCAUACAGUGUCUGAAAGCUUACUGAUUAGCCUGAAGUCUCUGCCAUAUGGAAAUUACUCAGUUCCCCUGAAGAUUGCUGACCAACAGGGGGUGCAAACACAAGAUGUCUUGCAAGUGGUGGUAUGUGACUGUGGGGACGGAUAUGUGUGUAAGGACCUGCUGCCACGAUCCUCCACCCUCCAUGGAGCAGCCCUAGGAAUCAUGCUUGGAGCACUGAUGGCAUUUCUGCUCUGCAUUUUUUUUGUCUGCAAAUGUCACAAGAAAAAUAUAUUCAACCAACUGCAUGAUGAUGUAAACCCAACCCUCAUCAAAUACAGCACAGAGGGAGGAGUUCCAGUGGAGCUUCCAUGGGUCCCUAAUGCACCUGAUUCAAGGAACAUCUAUGCAAAGUCAUCAAUAAAACCACAGUUUCAAGACAGCACCACCAAUUAUUUUAGCAACCUGCAGAUGAAUGCUAAUCAGCUUCCAUGGGUCCUUAAUGGACUUAGUGACACAUCUGACUCAAGGAACAUCUAUGCAAAGUCAUCAAGAUGGACUAAAAACAGGAAUAUCACACAUAACCUGACUAGGAACGAAGUAACCAGAUCCUUUAGAUUACUGUCUCAAGAUAAAAUGGAACAACAACUUGAAAGGAAGCUCCGAAAACUUGAUACAGAGCACAAGCACUUCCCUGAAUAUCACCCACAAGACUACAGCUAUGAAGGAACCAUUAAUGAUCGUGUGUCACUGGAGACAGUCUCUUUCCAUAACACAGAAGAUGGUGAUCUGGACUUUUUGCAGAAUUUGGAGCCAGAAUUUUGCACUUUGGGUGAGACUGUGCAGCAAGGAAUGAAAGAGAAGAAAAUUAGGCUGUGAUUCCCCCCCCAAAAGAUUUACUUUCCUAAUGGAUCUUUCUGAGUAGCCCUUCUUCUCACGUGUGAUACUACAGAUAUCGUAUCUCUACCUCCGGGCUAUCAAGUGGGUGUUUUUGAAGCUGUACCACUGCAACACCUGCAACAAUUCUUGUAUGCGGAUUCUUGCCCCCAUCAAUCUCUAAGACUUCUCUAUCUCUACUGAUUAAUUUAGCAUUCCAGAUGAAGGAGUCAGAUUUUUUUGUUUGCAUAUGUGGAUACAACAAUUGAACUUGGAGCCCACUACAGCAGCACGAACAAUACUGAGACCACCUUAUCUGAGUUAUGGCUCUUUAAGCACUUACAGGCUACCACUGGGGGUUUAGGGUCCCACAAUGAAAUACACACUGGUGACACAUACUGUAGGCUGAAAAGCUGAUGGAAGCAUUGAGGCACUAGCAAUUAUGAUAUAAAGUUUAAGCAGUUGGGCAACAGCACCAGCAGUUCCUGUACAUCAUUUUACGAAACCCUUCAGUAAUCUUCAACAGGACUCCUUUUGCUCUCAGCCUCAGUACUUCAUGACUUGGAUUCCACAAGGCAUUGGAAACAUUCCUUGGAUAUUCUGGCCAAUUUUGACAUGAUUGCAUCACAAUUUUAAGACACCCCAAAGGUGAUUUACUGGAUUUGGAUCUGCUGAAUGAGGAAGCCAUUGAAAUACACUGAUGUCUUAUCUGAUCUCUUUAUUGCUCCAGUGAAAUAAACUGACCAGUUAUCUGACCCUGGCAUGUUAUUAUUCCGGAAGUCAUUAUAAGGUAAAUUGUGGACAUAAAUUAAAUUUUAUUUAUAAUUAAAUUUUAUUUAUUUUAUCUUUUUAAAAAUGGACAUUGUGUUAGAACCGGCAAUGUGCUGGUAUGAUAAUGUUUCAUGAAAGCCAGUGCCUUGAGCUCCGGUCUGUCCUUGCUCACCUGCGUGCUUUUGUGUGUUUUGCUUGCUUUAAUCAGCUGCUUGUUUUACUGUAAAUAUAUAUAUUUUUGGGGUUUGACCAACAAGUUUGACCUGUCCCUUGAUUUUUGUUGGCCUAAAGUUUGCAAAUCAUAACACUGCAAUAGUGUACAUAUACACAUGUGCAUAUUUAAAGUUAGUAGAAGUCUGGCUGCCAUUUCUGUUUGGGUUUUUAUUCUGUUUUUUGGGUUCAGUGAAGAGAAUUGUCUUUUCUUUGUGGUUUUAUAAAUAAAUUAGUUCACUAAACAGCAGUUCUUAUUUAUUGCUUUAGGCCUUGGUCCAGCCUGAACUUGUUUUUUGUGGUGUAGAGCAACUUAAAAGAACUUGUGUGUGCACUGUAACCCAUGCACCUCACGGGUGAUACUCAUCAAAGUUGUCAUCUGAUCUCUUUCAUAAACAGUUUCUAGUAACAGUAAUAUUGUGGCCUUAAUAUUAUAUGGUUCUCCCAGUCAUUCCCAGGCAAGAUAAAAACUUUUAAAGCUCAGGUUCUGAUUGCAGUAAAAAAAUUAAAAUGAUUUUGUGUACUAAAAAGCUGACUUACAGCCAAGUCCAAGCCUGAAUGUGUCACACCAUAAAGCCUGGGUUUAAGAGUCAGCGUCAAGUGUCCUACAGACUACAGCAUGAUCAUGUAGGCACUCAGGUGCAAUACUGUGAAAUAUCGGUAAUUUAAGGGUAAAAAGAUAAUGAUGAGUAGUAGUAGGAAGAGGAGUAGAAGUAGGAGUUGCAUUAUCUGAGCUCUACUAUGUUUCACUGCUACAGCCCUAGGGAGGCAAGUUAAUAAAGAGUAAGAAAGACUGCUGUUUCAUCUUCUUCAGUUGGUUUCUAAAGAGUGUAUAAUCGCUCACAGGAUCGGUCCACCUUAACUUCCGGUCUGUGAAUGAAGCACUCUUCUUUAAGCCACAAACUAAAUUUCACCUGACUGUAAGUGCACAAACAACACGUUGUUCCUGAGUUUCGUAAUGACAUUCCCUUCUGAAGCAACAAACAAUAUUUGUUUUUAACACACAUUAAUCAUCACAUAAACAACACCUAGUGCUGUCAGAGCAAGUCAUCACAUCAACACUGAGCUACUUUGUCUGCCAGAAAUUAUAUCCAUAAUUGUUUCAGAAGAAAAAAAUAUCUCCACCAUAGAAAUCUACAACUGAAUGGCUGGCUUUGAAUCCAGUUGAAAACUUGGAUAAGAUCCAGUGAAUAAAAGAGUCUAUAGUCAAAAUGAUGUACAUUCCUUGUUUAACACAAUUUAAGAAAACAGUUGUUUUCUGGAUGUAUUAACAUUUUGUUUGUUUGUUAGCACAAGCAAUUUUUCUCUCAGUAACAAAGGGGUAAAAGGUGU